Molecule: messenger RNA, 1169 nt
Organism: Entamoeba dispar SAW760
Lineage: Eukaryota; Evosea; Mastigamoebida; Endamoebidae
Exons: 1
Source: RefSeq, a predicted model, not a curated record
AUGAGUGUACCAAAAGGGAAUAGUAGUCAAGAAGCAUACCUUGAACCUGUAAGUAAUACAGGACCAUUAUCACCAACAUUUAAAAAGAGGGGUCGUACAUUUUCACAAACAAGAAAUGCGUCUUUUGAUAAAAAGUCAAGUCCAUUAUUUUUAAAUGAAGGAGCAAAUGAAAAUGAAUCACCAAGAAGAAGAAACACAAUUAAAAAAUUAGCGGAUGUUAUUAAAAUAUCACCUGUAUUAAAAAGAAAUGAAACUGAACCAAUUUCACUUGAAGAAACUAUUCCAAUACCAUUAAUGGAUUUAGCACAUGAAAUGAUAGAAGAAAAAGAUAUUAAUGAAACAUUAAUGGAAGAAGAUGUUUUAAUUCUUUUAAAUGAGAUAAUUCCUAAAGCAGAUUUUUGGAAACAAACAAAAGGUGAAAAAGAAUUGAAAACAAAAUUUGGACAAGUUGUUUUAAAAUGUUAUAAACAUAGUAUUUUCUUUUUUGAAGACGAAACAAGAUGUAGUAAAGUUAAGAUUCCAUUUGAUGAACAAGAUAUAGUAAAUUGUCGUAUUUGUGUUCAUGCAAUGGAAAUAACACAUUGUGAAUUACUUCGUUGUUUUAUUAAAAUACUUAAAAGAAUAAAAGAUAUUAAUGAAAAUAAUAUUCAAAUUAUUUGUAAAAUUAUGAUUUCAGGUGGAUUUAUGAGAACAUUUGGAAUUGAUUUAUUUAUUAAAUUAGGUACUUUUCUUGAAUUAUGUAAACAAAAAGAAAGUGAUGUAUUUGAUUUACAAUCAAGAGAACCUUUCUAUACUUUAGAAGGAAGGUCAUUAAUUAUUACUCAUUGUAGUAAUGAAGUUAUGUUACAAAUGAUUUUUUCAAGAAUUCAACAAAUUAGUCAAUUUAUGGAAGAUUAUAUUGCUUUUACUCCUUAUAUUUGUGAUUUUCAAACUACUUUUGAAAAUUUUACUAAAGUUCUUGAUGGAAUUGAAAAAGAUUCUAAAAACGUUAAUGUUUCUAAAGAUUGGAUGAUUUUUGGUGUUAGUAGAUUUGAAAAAAUGAUUAUUUGUUGGAUUGAUAUUAUGGGAAAUGCUAUUCGUGAAGAGUGUUCUUAUUUAUUUAAUAGAAUCAAUGCUGUAAUUCAAAGAAGUUCUUUAUUAACUACUAAAUUUAAAAAAGAAUUACCUUG